Messenger RNA from Mesoplodon densirostris (Blainville's beaked whale), 2820 nucleotides. RefSeq names its product ubiquitin conjugating enzyme E2 B (gene UBE2B). Bases 120 to 578 code for a protein of 152 amino acids. The transcript has 6 exons. Gene Ontology annotation, biological process: protein polyubiquitination; DNA repair; proteasome-mediated ubiquitin-dependent protein catabolic process. Gene Ontology annotation, molecular function: ubiquitin conjugating enzyme activity. Gene Ontology annotation, cellular component: HULC complex. The record is from RefSeq and is a predicted model, not a curated record. Lineage: Eukaryota; Metazoa; Chordata; Mammalia; Artiodactyla; Ziphiidae.
GUUGUUUGUGCAACCUCGGCUGAGGCAGUGACCCACAGUGAUUCGGCCGCCGCGCCGGCGGGUGGGGGGGCUGCGCGGGACUCUUUUUUUUCAGACUGACCGCGGGGCAGCUGGGGAGCAUGUCGACCCCGGCCCGGAGGAGACUUAUGCGGGAUUUCAAGCGAUUGCAAGAGGACCCACCUGUGGGUGUCAGUGGCGCACCAUCUGAAAACAACAUCAUGCAGUGGAAUGCAGUUAUAUUUGGACCAGAAGGGACACCCUUUGAAGAUGGUACUUUUAAACUAGUAAUAGAAUUUUCUGAAGAAUAUCCAAAUAAACCGCCAACUGUUAGGUUUUUAUCCAAAAUGUUUCAUCCAAAUGUGUAUGCUGAUGGUAGCAUAUGUUUAGAUAUCCUUCAGAAUAGAUGGAGUCCAACAUACGAUGUAUCUUCUAUCUUAACAUCAAUUCAGUCUCUGCUGGAUGAACCAAAUCCAAAUAGUCCAGCCAAUAGCCAGGCAGCACAGCUUUAUCAGGAAAACAAACGAGAAUAUGAGAAAAGAGUUUCGGCCAUUGUUGAACAAAGCUGGAAUGAUUCAUAAUAGACAACUGGUCUGUUAAUCUUUUUCAUCAUUGUUGUGUAUAAUUUACCUCUCAGUAGAAAGGCUAACAAAUUUUAAGUGCCACAGGUUUUAAGGAUUCUGCAGAAAAAAAAAGUCCUUUGGUUUAGAACCUACAAAAGCUUGUGUAUCUUGAUUAAUGUACUUUUUAUUGCAUGGUGUGAACUAAGUUAUUGCUUACAUAAAUUUGUAAUAUAUCCUGUUUGUAUUUUUUUCCAAGUGUAUAAUGUUGGUGUGGAGUUUUCAUGACAGAAUAUACACAUUUUGUAAAUCUGUACUUUUUUCAAAUAUUGAAUGCCUUAUUUUUGAAUUCUUUAGAUUUUUAAAUUGGAGAAAAGCACUUAAAGUUUUUUAUAUAUGAAUAUUACAUGUAAAGCUGUUAAAAUACAUAACUUCAGUGCAAGAGACUUUGUCACUUAUUUCCUUAUCUGAGUAGGAGGGGUUAAUAAGUCUCUAGCUCUCCAUCAGCUGAUAGUUUCAUUUCUAAUUUCAAAAGAACAGAUUUAUAUUUUAUCAAAUUCUUCAAAUUUGAUUCUAAACACCAAUUAUAAUCUCAAACUUUAUUUUGAAUGUACCUAUAUUAGUUUCAGUUGAGCAAUUAUAUACAUAACUGGUUUGAUUCUGUCCAACUCUGUAUUUAGGCCACUUGUUACUGUUUCUUCAUGCACUACUUACUGUUAAACUCUACCUUUUGGGAUUUCACAACUUGCACCUCCACCACGAGGAACUGGCACCUCUACCAUGAGCAGAGAGCUGAUGCAACUUAUUUUGCUGCUUGAUAGCACUUUAAAAGAUUUUUGAUAAUGAAAAAAGUAAACCGUCAACAUUUACCAAAAACCCAUGCCCCACUAUUAACAAUAAAUAAGAACUUGUUGCAUUGGUUUGAACAAGGCACAUAUUUGGAAGGAAUCUUGGUGUAAUUUAAAUAUUUGAAAACUGCCUUUAAUGCAAUUGCCUUUUUUUUUUUUUUUUUUUUUUUUUUGCGGUACGCGGGCCUCUCACUGUUGUGGCCUCUCCCAUUGCGGAGCACAGGCUCUGGACGCGCAGGCCCAGCGGCCAUGGCUCACGGGCCCAGCCACUCCGUGGCAUGUGGGAUCUUGCCGGAGCGGGGCAUGAACCCGCGUCCCCUGCAUCUGCAGGCAGACUCUCAACCACUGCGCCACCAGGGAAGCCCCUGCCUAUCUUUUUAUUCUGGAAAAAUGUUUUAACACCAGGGCCUGCUGAGUUGAUUUCUCUUGUGGAGAUUUUUUUUUUUUUAAUCUCCUAAGUUGUAUAAAAGUUGUACUGCAUUUUAGCUUACUGGAUAAACAAAACACAGUAUUGAAGAAAGCUAAUACAAAGCUAUUCUAUGCCUUCACAUAGUAUACAAAAUGGAAAAUAUACAAGUAAAUUCCGUUGAACCACCUGUGUAGUCUUUCUAGCAGUUAAAAGAGCUGUUUCAUUAACCCCAAGAGCUUCUUGCACAUUCAUACUAGCUUAGUAAGCUAACAGCUUCUUUUCUAUUGAAAGACUGAUUUCUCUACUGGAAGACUGUAGGAUGGCAAUAUCUAUAGGUUCUAUUUAUUAAGCAAAUUUUAGAAAGGAUAAGUGCUGGUGUUUCCCUUUUAAAGUUAAUACUUGGGAAAUUUGGGGGUAAGUGUAUGAUCUUAGGGAACUUUUGAUACAAUUGAGAGUUAACUCACUGGAAUUAUGCCCCCCCCAAAAAAGAUGCUUUAUUUAAAGGUACUUUUUGGUCAUAUCAAAUGUGUGAUACUUCUAUAUUCAGCUCUAAAACAGUUUCUUUAGACAUGUACUCCAGUGACUGUCUCUUAGAUUAAAUAUACAGUAGCUAUGAUAGUCUCCCCUCUUAUUUCAUUAAAUGUUAUUUGGAUACUACUUCAAAAUCUAUUUUUAUCCUUAACCUGUUUUCCCUAUUUAAAACUGAAAUAUUUCAAGUAUUGAUAGAUAAUUAUGAGGAAGUUACAUCUUACUUCGCAGGGAGUUAAUGAGCUCUAACUCCUAAAUUCAACACAUGCAUAAAACUCAUCUAGCCCCCAUUCCUACUGGAGAAAAUUCUUAGGGAAUGUUCCAUCUCUCAAUUACUUUCACAAUUUUUUUCUUCAGCCUUGGAACAGAUUCCUAUUUCUUUGGAUGAAUACCAGAUGUACUUCAAUUUACAAAGUCAUGUCAUGCAAAGAAUGUUUAAAAUUUACUACAUAAAUUUUAUAAAUGUAUGGUACGGCCA